This is a messenger RNA of Vitis riparia (riverbank grape), 1978 nucleotides long. RefSeq names its product splicing factor SF3a60 homolog. Lineage: Eukaryota; Viridiplantae; Streptophyta; Magnoliopsida; Vitales; Vitaceae. The record is from RefSeq and is a predicted model, not a curated record. Gene Ontology annotation, cellular component: spliceosomal complex; nucleus. Gene Ontology annotation, molecular function: zinc ion binding; RNA binding. The transcript has 13 exons. Bases 96 to 1625 code for a protein of 509 amino acids. Gene Ontology annotation, biological process: mRNA splicing, via spliceosome.
GCAGUGCAGAAAAUCAGGGAGACAGAGAGAAACCCUAGGUCGAUUGGCUUGGUUCCGGCGAACGAAGCUGGAGAGACUCACCCGACCUGUUGAAGAUGUCGUCGACUCUACUGGAAGUUACUCGAGCGGGUCACGAAGAAAUCGAGCGGCUUGAGCGGCUCAUAGUGAAGGAUCUGCAGAACGAGCCGGCUUCGAGCAAGGACCGCCUAUUUCAGAGCCACAGAGUUCGAAACAUGAUCGACACCAUCACCAUUACGACAGAGAAACUCAUUGAUAUUUAUGAAGACAAAGAUAAUGCAAGGAAGGAUGAGAUUGCAGCGCUUGGGGGUCAGACGGCAACCGGAUCAAAUGUGUUUAGUGCAUUUUAUGACAGAUUGAAAGAGAUUCGUGAGUACCAUAGAAAGCAUCAAGCUGCACGUGUUGUUGAUGCUAAUGAGGAGUAUGAGGAGCUACUCAAAGAGGAACUGCGAAUUGAGUUUCGUGGAGAGGAAGCCUUUGGACGUUAUUUGGACCUGCAUGAAUUGUACAAUGAAUAUAUUAAUUCAAAAUUUGGGGAGCACAUUGAGUACUCUGCUUAUGUUGAAGUCUUUUCAGAACCACAAAAGAUCCCUCGUAAGUUGAAGUUGACAAGGCAAUACAGGGAGUAUUUAGAGAAUCUACUGGAGUAUCUGAUAUAUUUUUUCGAGCGGACAGAGCCAUUGCAAGAUCUCGAUAGAAUAUUUACAAAGCUUGCAACCGAUUUUGAAGAGCAAUGGGCAAAUGGAAUGGUAGAGGGGUGGGAGAAUGAGAGUCAAGAAAAUGGGAAUGUUCCAACUCAACAUGCGGCAAUUGAUCUUGAUUAUUAUAGUACAGUUGAAGAGCUGAUGGAAGUGGGUCCUGAAAUGUUAAAGGAGGCAUUGGCUGCUCUAGGACUAAAGACAGGUGGUACUGUUCAGCAGCGUGCUGAGAGACUUUUCCUCACAAAGCACACACCUCUUGAGAGGUUGGACCAGAAGCAUUUUGCCAAGGGUUCACGUCGAUCAGAACAAAAUGGUACUCCUGCUGCUCCAAAAGAAGCUGACAAUUCAAAAGAAAUCGCCCUCCUAGAGGCGAAGUUGAGAAAGAUAUGUGAAUUACUGUAUGAGACUAUCGUGCGAACAAAAGAAAAUAUUGAGAAGAAACAGGCUUUGACGUAUGAGGAAAUGGAAGCAGAACGUGAAGAGGAAGAAGUACAAGCAGACACCGAAAGUGAUGAUGAGGAGCAGCAGAUCUAUAAUCCCCUCAAGUUGCCAAUGGGCUGGGAUGGGAAGCCUAUUCCUUACUGGUUGUAUAAGCUUCAUGGACUUGGGCAGGAAUUCAAGUGUGAGAUAUGUGGGAAUCACAGUUACUGGGGGCGUAGGGCUUUUGAGCGGCAUUUUAAGGAAUGGCGCCAUCAGCAUGGUAUGCGUUGCCUCGGCAUUCCCAAUACCAAAAACUUCAAUGAAAUCACAUCAAUUAAGGAAGCAAAGGUACUGUGGGAGAGAAUACAGGAACGGCAAGGACUGAACAAGUGGCGCCCAGAUCUAGAAGAAGAGUAUGAAGACAAAGAGGGCAACAUCUACAACAAGAAGACCUAUACCGAUCUGCAGCGCCAAGGCCUGAUCUAAGAAGAACACCGUUCCAGAUUAACCUCAUCUUCAUUUAUCCAGCAUAUGGCUCUCUACUUUGAAGUUCGAGGACUGAAAACUCACCCAGUAACUUGGAGAUUUGGAAGAGUCGGUUUCCAGAAUGAUCUGGUCGGCGAUGGACUUAUAGUUCUCUUCUGUAAGCUUCUACGAAGGAUUUCUGCACUUGCAUGACCAAAAGGACGAAACAAACGGUUGGGCUUAUAUAGCAUCUGGUCCUAAAAGCAUAAAUGUACCAAACUUUUAGGGUUUAGUCUGUCAACUUUUAUUAAUGCUAAUUUCAUGUAAUGAGUAUUCUAUAUCGUGUAUUCAGAUGUCUUGAAUGUUAUUAGCAA